Acanthosepion pharaonis is the source of this 648-nucleotide messenger RNA. The record is from the annotation of a GenBank genome assembly. Lineage: Eukaryota; Metazoa; Mollusca; Cephalopoda; Sepiida; Sepiidae.
AUGUUUUUCUCUAAUAUCUAUCUAUUCAUCUAUCUAUCUAUCUAUCUAUCUAUCUAUCUAUCUAUCUAUCUAUCUAUCAAUCUAUCAAAUUCCUUUCUUACACUGUUAUUGUAUAUGACUAGCAUACUACUUUUUAUUAUUUUUCGCUCCGAUCUUUUCUUUCUUUCUUUCUUUCUUUUUUCUUUCUUUCUUUCUUUCUUUCCGUCUAUCUAUCUAUCUAUCUAUCUAUCUAUCUAUCUAUCUAUCUAUCUAUCUAUCACAGUCUGUUCAUAUCUAUCUAUCUAUCGAUCGAUCGAUCUCAUUCUGUUCCUAUCUAUCUAUCUAUCUAUCUAUCUAUCUAUCUAUCUAUCUAUCUAUCUAUCUAUCUCAUUCUGUUCCUAUUUGUCAGUCUACCUUUCUAUCUAUCUAUCUAUCUAUCUAUCUAUCUAUCUAUCUAACUAUCGCAUUCUGUUCCUAUCUAUCUAUCUAUCAAUUUCGGCAACUCUAUCUAUCUAUCUAUCUAUCUAUCUAUCUAUCUAUCUAUUCAAAUUUAAGUCUUUUUCAAGUAUAUCUAUGUAUGUAUGUAUAUAUAUGUUCAAAUUUAUGUCUGUUCAAAGCCAAUCUAUCAUAGUCUGUUCAUAUCUAUCUAUCUAUCUAUCUAUCUUCUAG